GGGGGGUGAGGGAGGGGAACUAGGUGGAGGUGAGGGGGACGGGGAUGGGGGGGUGUUUUUUCUGCGCAUGACCACCUCGACCGCCACAGGCCAGUCUGUCACGAACUUCUCGCCGCGCUUCUCGCUCCGCGGCCUGCGUGGGACUUGGCCGGAGCGCGUUGCGCGUGCGCUUGCGGAUAACCCUGUGCGUGGUACAAAGGGGCCGCCGGACGUGAACCCCUUUGUUGAGGGGCUGGGGGCAAGGCAGGCUGUCGUGCCUGGCGCUGCGGCUGCUGCUGGUGCUGGUGCCGCUGCUGGAGCUGGAGCUGGAGCUGGUGCCGCCGCUGUGCCUGGUGCUGCCGCUGUGCCUGGCGCUGCAGCAGCAGGAGGAGGAGGAGGAGCCGCAGCCGGAGCCGGAGCAGUAGGCGCAGGCGGCGCCGCAGCAGCAGCGCCCGCCACGGCCGACGACGCAGCGAGCUACGAGAAGACAUACACGGCGCAGACGGGGGCGACGCGGUACGCGCCGAUGCAGAAGGCGCCGGGGACCAAGAUCACGCGCAAGAGCGCGCGCAUGCAGUACCCGACUAGCGCGAUUGUGGGGGGAUAUUACACGACGUUUGCGGGGAAGCCGGAUGCUGCGACGACGAUGACAAGGAGCCAGACGGCGAGUUGGAGUAGUGGUGAGAAUGAGGUGAGUUGUUUUUUGUUUUUAUGAUUUUUUGUGUUGUGGUUUGUUGGUUUGUUGGUUUGUGGAAUGGUGGUUGGCUGAUGAGACGCGUGUACCUAGGCUUCUGCGGCGCCGAUGCCUGCGGAUGAUAUGGCGAGGCUUUUGGCGCGGUGGAAGGACUAGGCCGUGUGGGUUGAGGAUGGGAUGGGUGGUGUGCUGUGUGCGGUGGCAGCAUUUGUCUCGGCCUUCACGACGACCUCCCUCCCUAAGUACGUGCUGUACUGUACGAUGAUGGAUGGCAUGGCUAUUGAACGAGGUGGAGUAUUGCUUUGGCUUUGACUUCUCUUCUUUUUGCUUUUACUUUUCCGAUUCCAUGGCUGGCGGUAGGCAGGUGGAGCAUCGAUCGAUGGAUGGAUGGAUGGAUGGACGAAUGGACGGGCAAGCGGGGAGUAAGACGGGAGUAAUAUACCUAUACCUAUACCUACUUACUUACUCAGAUGACGCGGGAGUAAAUGAAUCAAGG
This is a messenger RNA of Aplosporella prunicola CBS 121167, 1169 nucleotides long. RefSeq lists its product as uncharacterized. Gene Ontology annotation, biological process: (1->6)-beta-D-glucan biosynthetic process; fungal-type cell wall organization; cell wall biogenesis. The record is from RefSeq and is a predicted model, not a curated record. The coding region runs from base 68 to 694 and encodes 208 amino acids. NCBI's taxonomy places the organism in Eukaryota, Fungi, Ascomycota, Dothideomycetes, Botryosphaeriales, Aplosporellaceae. The transcript has 2 exons. Gene Ontology annotation, cellular component: extracellular region.